GUCACAUGCUCCCUUUUCGGCAUCACGAUGCAUGCCGUCAUUUGUGGACCAGGACAUGCGUUUAAGGCAAAUGCAGGUGAAUGAUGGCUCAAGAAGGCAGCACAGAGACGGCAGCCGCAAACGACCGAGCUCUCUCCAACUUGCGGUCCAAUUUUGCACGGCUCAGCCGCCGAGGGCCAAUUGUGACUCGAUGACAGGCAGCCUUUGUCUGCGGUGGCUUUUUUCUCAUGUGUAGCGAACCGCCAAACUUUCAUCCUUCUUACUUGAGAAGUACAUACAAGACGUUCAGACCACUUUCCCGACUUCAUGGAGCUGCAAAUGUCCUCGACGUCCCCGCUCAUGCACGAUGAGCAUCCCGGUCUGGUUCGCGGAAUGCGUGCAACGUGACACGCCAAGCCUAUACUCGACUGCCGCCGCGGCUCACGUCAACAGUUCAAGCGUCUCGAAAUGCAGCUUGGUGUACCUGAACGAAGGCGGGGCAAAUUUCGUCUUCAGGAUUGUGCCUGAUGAGUCUGGAAAAUUGCCCAAGACACUGCAGAAGAAGCUGCUGCGAGUGGGCAAGAACUUAUCGCAUGUGCAACCAGCUGAAGAACAACUACAAGCGCUGGGUACGAAUUUCGCAACAUUAUUCCCAGCCGAGAACCUUAUCCAACAUGAACUCAUCUCUCUGGACGCUGGCACGACAGCUGCGCUCAACAUCAUGUUGGCAAAGCUCGACAGGCCCAACCAUCGCCUAGACGACUUGUUGCCCAGCAAAGCCAUCUCUGGAAUGCUGGUGACAGACAUGACGCCGGAAGCGGGGGAAGUCCUACUUCAGCUCAAACCAAAAUGGCUCGCACAGUCGCCGAAUGCCCCGAGAGGAGCCAAGAGAUGUCGCACUUGCGCCGUGCGAGCUCACAGAGCAUCGAAAUCCAUCCGAACAGCGACAGACGCGCAGCAAAGUUGUCCUUUAGACCUGAUCAGUGAUCACUCGGCUCAUCGCAAAGCUGCUGUUCAUGCAAUUACCACAGACGACCGCAUUCGUGACUAUCUUCUGCUUGGAGCUCAGCCACUGCUACAACGGCUGCGCGCAUGCCAACUCGAGUUUGAUCGAGAUGGGGUGUUGAAGACUUCAAGUGUCGAGUCUGUCUUGCUGUUGUGCAGAGCCAUGACUUUGAGAGAUUGCACGUUGUUCGUGAAGCGCUCUGGAUCGACAAUCGAUGCGAGACUCGGAGACCUUGAUCUAAAGCACCCGGAGAAGCUUGAUCGAUGGAAAAAGGUCGAAGAGCAUCUCAUCAGCGAUGGCUGGUAUACCAAUACUGAGCCUCUGGAGCAUCGCGUCAAGGAGAAAAUAUGUCUGCUGGCUAGAUGACAACCUUGGGAGAUGCAGCCUUCUGGAUCGAGCUGCGAUCUGGUUU
Cercospora beticola is the source of this 1397-nucleotide messenger RNA. RefSeq names its product inositol-pentakisphosphate 2-kinase. Lineage: Eukaryota; Fungi; Ascomycota; Dothideomycetes; Mycosphaerellales; Mycosphaerellaceae. Gene Ontology annotation, molecular function: ATP binding; inositol-1,3,4,5,6-pentakisphosphate 2-kinase activity. The record is from RefSeq and is a predicted model, not a curated record. Gene Ontology annotation, cellular component: nucleus. Gene Ontology annotation, biological process: inositol phosphate biosynthetic process.